CAUCUUCUUCACUCAAAUUCCUUACUCCACUAAUAAAACUUAAACCUAGCUAGGGUUAAUUUAGUUAGAUUGGAUCAAGAAAAUUUUAAUGGCUGCUCAGGGAAGAGGCAGUGCAAUGGUGGCUAUGGUGGUGCUGUUCAUGUUGAUUUUCCAGUUGGAGAUGGGUAGUGCUGCAGUUUAUACUGUUGGUGGUGGUGCUGGUUGGACCUUUAAUCUUGCUUCUUGGCCUAAAGGCAAGAGCUUUAGAGCUGGUGAUAUACUUGUUUUCAAUUACAGUGUUGGAGCACACAAUGUGGUAGCAGUGAACAAGGGUGGCUAUAAUUCAUGCACAGCUCCGAAGGGUUCCAGAUCUUAUACAUCAGGCAAAGAUAGAAUUAAGCUUUCCAAAGGACAAAAUUUCUUCAUCUGCACCUUCCCUGGUCACUGCCAAGGUGGAAUGAAAAUAGCCAUUAAUGCUAUGUGAUCAUAUUACAAUAUCUAAUCAAGGGUCAAUCUGGUCCCUAAAUUUGCGGUUUAAAAUCGAAUAAUUCACUUUCGCCCAUUUAGAUCAAUUAAGGACAAUGUUUUUUAUUUUUAGGUCAAUUAAAGAUCAUAUUAUGCAAUAUGAACAAGUUCAGGAACCGUGAUAGUCGAGUUUUGUUCUUUAUUGAUCCAAAAAUACCAUCAUGGCUCUUCUGGGAUUUUUGUAUCUUGCUUCUGUAAUAUUUGUAUUUCUCCGAGCUUUAUAUUUUUGUAAAACUAAUUACUAUUAGAUAAUAAAUUUUUGUGUUUGCUUCAUGUCAA
Mercurialis annua (annual mercury) is the source of this 783-nucleotide messenger RNA. RefSeq names its product basic blue protein-like. NCBI's taxonomy places the organism in Eukaryota, Viridiplantae, Streptophyta, Magnoliopsida, Malpighiales, Euphorbiaceae. Gene Ontology annotation, molecular function: electron transfer activity. Gene Ontology annotation, cellular component: plasma membrane. The coding region runs from base 89 to 463 and encodes 124 amino acids. The record is from RefSeq and is a predicted model, not a curated record. The transcript is spliced from 2 exons.